Anoplopoma fimbria (sablefish) is the source of this 3982-nucleotide messenger RNA. It is a transcript of the gene hmgxb3, whose product is annotated as HMG box domain containing 3. Lineage: Eukaryota; Metazoa; Chordata; Actinopteri; Perciformes; Anoplopomatidae. Bases 115 to 3966 code for a protein of 1283 amino acids. The transcript has 21 exons. The record is from RefSeq and is a predicted model, not a curated record.
ACAGCGUCGUUUACCGUCGGCUCAACGCAUGACUUUGUCGGCGUCCUCUAAAGGUUGUUCACGGUGUUUGUAGAGCUCCGGGUCGUCGUAGUUGGCCCGAGAUCUUUGAAGGUCAUGGAGAAAGUGGAGAUGUAUGAGGUUGUCAAAGUGACUGAGGAGGUGGAGAGCUACUACAGUCAAAUGGAGGUGACUAUUCCAAAAAAGAGGAAGAGCAAGACUCAAGAAGACAGUGUUGAGAAACCUAAGAAGCCUAGGUCUGCCUACCUGCUAUACUACUUUGAUGUUCAUCAGAUUAUGCAAAAGGAAAUCCCUAAUCUACCACAGUCAGAGAUCAACAAGAGAAUCAGUGAGAGCUGGAAAAGGCUCAGCGUAGCUGAGAAAGGCUACUAUCUGGAGAAGGCCAAGUCUGAGAAAGAGGGCAUAGACACUAUGUCUCUCAGCCCCUCCAAAGACCUGCCAGGCUUCCGCAAAAUCCUCCCCAGAGCCAGUUACUUUCUCUUGUCCAAAGGCUGCUCAUCAAAUCAGCAGCUGGGAGGCUCUCAGUCAGAGGUGAGCGUGGAGUCUCUGGACUCUCCGGUGGAGGGAGGCUUGGCUUCCGUCUCUCUGCCCCAAGAGCCCCAGUUCACACCUCUUGGGUUGGACGGUGAGGUGGAGCUUUCUGAGCAACCCAUUGUUGUCGACGACAUAGCAGAGGAAACAGAAGUGGCGUCUAAUCCCACAGACCCCCAAGGCAUGCCUCGCUGCUCGUCCUCCUCUGUGCCAUGCAAAGCCCCGGCCUCGACAGACGCCCACGUCUCACAGGGCUCAGGUCACCUUACAGCAAAUGGGGUCACUCUGAAAGGAAUUGAGACAGGAGUUGCUGGCAGUGGUUAUGGUGGGGCGAUGGUGCAGCAGAUACAGGGGGAAACGACACAUGUGGUUGCCAUCGUACCCACACAGAACCUGCUAGAGCCCAAGUCUUUGUCAGGUGUCAGCUCUGUGGGCCCAAUGAUGAUGGUCUCUGUAGGAGCCAGCACAGAACAAAGUGCCAAAUCUUCCUAUAAAAUGGCUGUCAAAACAUACACCCGAAGAGGUCGAGGGAGGUGUCUAAAUCCUGGAUGUUCGUUUGUGUAUGUCACCCGCCACAAGCCACCAAAGUGUCCUGAAUGUGGAAACCACUUGGGUGGAAAAUGGAUACCUGCUGCAAAGAAGACACAAGAGAAAGAACCUGCGCCCAAACAAUUGCCACAGAAAGCUGAAACCAAGACUAAUGAAAACUGCCAAGCCACACCUCCCUCGGCACAGGAGGGGAAUGCAGAUGUCAGUGAAACAUCCGCCUCUGGGAGCAAAAAAGUAGGGCAAGUUCAACGGCGCUCCAGAAAGCAGCCUGCAGUUCCAGCUGAUAAGCCACCAGAGGGCAGCAGCACCAAGGAGCAGGAAAAAACAAAACAGAUGAAAGAAAUUCUUCAGAGCACGACUGUCCAAGGUCAAGACAGAAGCAAUGCUGCCGUUCAAAAGAGGCCCGUGAGACCCAUCCUUCCUGCCUACUACAACACAGGUCGUGCUUUGUUCCAGAUCAUAACUGUGCCACCUGACAAAGGAAAGUUUCAGAGUGCAAACAACAAUAAAUCAUCCACUGCGCCUCGAGAGAGUUUAACAGGUCUCAAACCCAGCACUUUAAAGCAGCUCGGCCAAGCAGUCCAGACAACUGCAGCAAAGCAGGACUCUUCUGUCCCAGCAGAUGGAGGCCAGCCAGUGUGUUCAUUGGUUGAUAAGGGAGUGAAUAUCGUGUCAUUCGUGCCUUUUAAACAACACACCGUUUCCAGCUUUGAUUUGGGACUGUCUACAGCUCGAGGAAGGGGUCGAUGUAAGAACCCGUCCUGUGACUAUAUGUACAAGAACAGACACAAACCUGCAGUGUGCCCUAAAUGUGGCUGUGAGCUGACCCAGAGGAACGCCAAGGGAACAAAGUCUGAGACUCUGCUCGAUCCGUACCAGGCCCUGAGUCCUGCUCAGAAGGAAAUCCAGCGCCAAAAUACCCUGCAGUUACUGCACCGUUCCCUGCAGAUUCCUGAGAGCGAGACUGAGCUGCAGGAAACGUUGACCCUCAUCCAGGAGCUCAACAGUCUCCAGAUCGUCCUGGUCCAACCGUGUGGACAGGAGCAUGAUGACAACAUGGAGACGGAGACGCUGGUAGAGUCUGGGUGGCCUCAGUUCUACGAGUCAGCAGCAACUCACUGUGGCCUGUGUAACUAUCCUCUCUUUAAAGGAGGUCAGAGCACUGUCGCAGGACAAGAGGACUGCUGGCUGCUGACUGAGACACUGAUCCAGACAGCCACUCUUCAGCUGAAGGUGUGUCUCAACGUUCAGUGUCUGGCUCUGCACAGCUUCACUGACCUUCAUCCAGGUUUGUUCAACAUUGGGAACAGACUGCUAGUAAGUAUCGACCUGUUUCUGAAGAUCAGGACCUGUAUCAAACAGGGCCAAGCCCCCCCUCAGGCAGCCAGGACCGUACUAGACCACACCCCCAAUCACCCUGUCCACGCUCUGAGUCCAGAGGAGAUGUCUCAAAUUCAAGAGCUUCUCCUGAAUGGCUACUGGGCCUUUGAAUGUCUGACCGUGCGUGAUUACAACGACAUGAUCUGCGGCAUUUGCGGUGUUGCUCCCAAACUGGAGAUUGCACAGCGAUACACAAGCAACGUACUGGAGCUAAAGAAUGUGGAGUUUACCUGGCCUGAGGUUUCAGUCUCAGAUGAGGUACAUGUGGACGACUUCUGGCUGACCAUGGAAAGUGAGGCUAUCGAGCAAGCAACUUUCCCCACGGACAUUCCCAUCACACGAGUGGAUGCUUCAAUCAUCGCUCCCUUCAUUCCCCCGCUGAUGAGGAGUCCCACUGUCAUCAACACAGAGAAGGACAAGGUCCUGUCACUUACACAGCCGCCCUCAGGAGAUCCAUCAGUUUUGGUACGUCUCAUUCAUGAUGGUCAGCUGAGACUCGACAAGAUUGAAGAUCACAAUGAGGACGAGCUGAGAACAAUACUGGACCGCUGCGGGGCGAGCAUCACCCCAGACUCCACUAAGAAUGAGCUGCUUGCGUCACUGAUCUCCUUGUACACACUCGUUCAUGGUGGCCUCUCUACGGCCCCACAGCCCACUCCACACCUCACCGCCGGCAAGCUGUCCAAGGUCUGCCCCCACAAGGUGGUGUGCGGCUCUAAGUACUUGGUGAGAGGAGAGACGGCUCGUGACCACGUAGACCUGCUACUGUCCUCCCGCUACUGGCCCCCCGUCUAUGUUAGUGACUGUGCCCGACAGGUGGCGCUCUGUGCUGACGUGCAGGUCCCAGAACAGGCAACCCAGAUGUGGGGCAGGAACCAAGGCUGCUUCUCUGACCCUUUCGAAAAGCCAGAGUUUGUUUCAUGUGCUGAGCUAGAGGAGCAGCCGUACAGCGCCGACCUGUCGUUGGUAGCAGAGAACCAGCAGGUCCACCCCAUCACCAAAUCAUCUCGGUGCUGGCUGGUUCACCCUCCUGAAGCAGCCCAGGAGCCUCCUGCUCUUCCGUCAGAGCACCACUCAAUGGUCCUCUGCAGAGAUCUGGAGCCCUACGUCCAACUGAUGGCUGAGCUGGAGAAAGAGGAGGAUGACGAGGUUGCAGAAAAGCAAGCUGAGGAUGACUCCGCAGAGAGCUCGGAGGACUGUUACUCUGUUAGCGUAGCGCGGCGCCAACCUGUGGUUUUCAACAACACAGCUUAUUACUACCUUUACAACCGUCUGGUAGAUUUCCUCACCAGCAGAGACGUUGUGAGCCAGCAGAUCAACCAGGUGGUAAAGGCCUGCCAACCGGGGGAGGUCGUGAUCAGAGAUGCUCUGUACCGACUGGGAGUGGCACAGAUCAACACGGAGAGAGAGGAAGAUGAAGGAAGUGGUGUGGAGGGACAGACACAAGAGGUAGGGACAGAGACAUAUGAGGUUGUGCUUCCUGAAUAGAAAUGUUCAGGAUGGA